GUACAUGUUUAUGAAGAAGACCCCACGUGGUCAAAAUAAAGUUCAAGGAAUAAUUAUAGUGAUGUCUUCACAAACCCCUAGAGGAGUGAAGAGAGUGAGGGUGGUGUCCAAGACAGAGGAUAAUAGCAGCAGCAAGGAUGAGCUGCAGAAGGUUUCCAAGAAGCGUUUAAAGGCAGCUCCUACCAGCAUUCCUACACCAACCCCAGCUGCUGUAGCAAAGCCUACUAUUGUUGCUAGGAAGCUUUCAACUGAUUCUCCAGCUGCUGCAACUCUGGGCAGUCUACCGCUGCACGGUGAGGAGUUGCCUGCAGGAGGGUUCAGUUAUAUUCCCACCAGCACCAAGCUCACAUGUGACAAGAUCAGAGAGGUCCUCGGCAAGAUUAGGGACCUAAAUGGAGACGAAACGUUUGAGUCCGAGGUGGAGACUCACAAACGGAAGGUGGUGGUCUUGUUCUCGUACCUCAAGAAGCUCAACCGACUGUCCCACCUCUAUUGCAAGGACUCCAGAGAGCAGACCCACGAGCAAAAGCUGGAAGUGGACGACCUCCACCUACAGCUGCAAAACCUCAAGUACGAGGCCACCUACCUGAAUAAGGAGAUUACCAAUUGCCUGGAGUUCAAGUCUCAGCAUGAAGACAUUGAGCUGGUGUCAGAGGAAGAUAUGUACUCACAUGCACCGGAAACAGUCUCCAAACCAGAAGUGAGUCAUGAUGACGAGCACCAAAAGAUGCUCAGCAGACUGCACUGGGAAAUGGAGGAGAGGAAAAGUCUGGCCAAACAACAGUCAGUUUUAGAGGGUGAGAUUGGGCAGCUGGAGACAGAGAUCUCGUCUAUAGAGACACGCUUGGGUGGACUCCUCCCCUCACUAGAGGAGCUGCGUCGAGCCACCCUCCCCCUACAAGAGAGUCUGGGCGUGACCAUCGACAAAGAUCGGGAAGAGAGGGAGCUUGCACUGCUGUUACCAAGGGUUCUGUACGUGUUGUUCACUCAGGCCAAAGCUUACGCUCAAGUGCAAGACUCUUCACUGACAGUGAGUAUUGAGGGUGACUUGGGGGAGGCAAAAGCAUUUCUGGCUAGCAAGGACAAGGAGCAAAGUGAUGAUGACAGUGGAGACUCUGAUGGAGAGGGCAGGGAGGAGGGAGGAGGUAGGAGGAAGAAGCGUCGCAAGAGGUCAAAGGGCAAUCGAGAGAAGAAAGACCUGUCUAAGGCGUACUCACUAGCUGUUGUUCUCACAUUCUCGAUCAAAGAUAUCGGUUCUUUCCAAGUCACCAUUAACUACCUCCCCUACUUUACUGCUGUGUGUGCCUCCGUCACGAACCUCACGUUCCACUCGGUCAAAGAGCCACCCCUCCACGAAGGCUCCGCCCUCCUCUUCUGUCUCACGGACGGGGAUACUGGACGGACCUCUCCGAAUUCAAUCGUUAGGUUAAAUAUUCGCAAACACGGUGGGGACAUUUUCUCCGCGGCUGUACGUCAAAACGGUUUUCCUUACAAGUGGGUGCAAAAGGUAUGUGGUGUGAGCGACCAAUCGGAUUCACCAGCUCCGAGCAUGCCCAGUAGUGAAGAAAUGGCCGUCGAUAAGGAGCCUCAAGAGUUUCAGUGGUUAAAUGACCCCCAAAUGGAAUUGUGUGCUCAACAUCUGGAGAAUAUCAUCAAAUCUCUGAAGAGACGGUUUAGAGCCCAGUUCCACCUUGUCUCUCAGGUGACGUCCCUCGGCAAAGAUGAUCACAAGAUAGCAGUAGGACCAGAGGAUGAGCAACUGUUCCAUGGCAACCCGGCAUCACAACUCACAAAGUGGACAACUCUCUCUCAUCUUGAAGUCAAGACGUUCCUGCCAACAGUACCCAGCCUGGCAGUGCUCAAUAUUCAGGAGAGGACAAACAGAUUCUUCCUCUUCACUUUGCAGCUAGAGCAAGCUCGCCUCGUUGGUAUUGUGAGUGUGGGUGUGGCCUACCCUACCACACCCCCUUGUUUUGCCAUCAAGAUUGAGGACAACGACACAACAGAGUCAGGCAACAUUCAAACCAAGAACAUAGAGGUUGAGGUGAACAUGAAUUUCCCUAAUUCUCUUGCCGGGGACAAAUAUGGUCGAUACCUCUUGUGCCGGCAGAUACGCAGACUUCAGGAAUGUUUUGAGUUGUACAUAGCUCACAAGCGGUCGUCGGGAAGAGUGGCAAAGAUGCAGUGUUCAGUCAGGGGCAAGGGAAGAUUACUCAAACUGUCGGACACAUGAAUAUUUAUACUCUCAAAUAGAUCGAACUUAACUACAGUACUAGCUCAUACGAAAUUCUUGUUGUUUAUAUCGUCUUCUCUGCCCCCCUUCA
Messenger RNA from Halichondria panicea, 2324 nucleotides. RefSeq names its product THO complex subunit 5 homolog. Gene Ontology annotation, molecular function: mRNA binding. The coding region runs from base 5 to 2233 and encodes 742 amino acids. Gene Ontology annotation, cellular component: THO complex part of transcription export complex. The record is from RefSeq and is a predicted model, not a curated record. The transcript is spliced from 18 exons. Gene Ontology annotation, biological process: positive regulation of DNA-templated transcription, elongation; mRNA export from nucleus. Lineage: Eukaryota; Metazoa; Porifera; Demospongiae; Suberitida; Halichondriidae.